CCCAGCUCGCGCCUUCAUUCUGCAGCACGCGGCGGUAGUUGGAGGAAACACCGACUCAUCAGAGCCCCGCAGCCCGGCCGCCCUCCGCUCAAACCCGGCUGCACUCUGGAGGACCUGCGCUACUUUCCCGGAGCUUUAACACCACUUUGCUGUUUUUCCAAAUAAAAGAAAUCACACACAUCUACUCGUUCACACAGGUUUAAGAAGUCUCAGGUGUGAACACAGGUGUGAGGAUACUUUAUCCCCUUCCAGGUGCAGUGAAAAAAAUUGGAUUUCUGAGGUUUUUUUUUGAUAUUUUUGUCUCUUUGGAGUUAUGGAGAAACUGGGAAUCUGAGCGACCCAAAGGUCCGCGGAACUGGACUACACUGGCCGCCGGUUGGUCCACAUCUCCCCAUCUUCCGCCCCGGUUUAGCUCCCGGUGCUCCGGCACAAUGUUCCACCACAGCAGCACCAAGAAAUGUUUCACCAUCGAGUCUCUGGUGGGGAAGGAGGCGAGCAGGCACGGCGGCUCCGGGGACGAGCCCAUCCGGCCCACGGCGCUCCGGUUCCCGGAGUCCCUGCACCCCGCCGCCGCCGCCGCCGCCGCUUCGGGGGUCUUCGGCUCGUGCUUCCAGGGCAGCGGUGGGCGGACUUUGUACUCCGCGGGGCCGGACAUGGUGCUCCAGGAGGCCGGGGCGCACGCGCUGCAGAUGCCGCCGCAGAGCUUCUUCAGCCCGCAGCACCGGGACGCGCUCAGCUUCUACCCCUGGGUGCUCCGGAACCGGUACCUGCACGGACACCGCUUCCAAG
This is a messenger RNA of Etheostoma cragini (Arkansas darter), 789 nucleotides long. RefSeq names its product homeobox protein EMX1-like. The transcript has a single exon. The annotation marks the transcript as partial. The record is from RefSeq and is a predicted model, not a curated record. Lineage: Eukaryota; Metazoa; Chordata; Actinopteri; Perciformes; Percidae.